Molecule: messenger RNA, 965 nt
Organism: Pungitius pungitius (ninespine stickleback)
Lineage: Eukaryota; Metazoa; Chordata; Actinopteri; Perciformes; Gasterosteidae
Gene: arl16
Product: ADP-ribosylation factor-like 16
Exons: 5
Coding region: 90-620 (176 amino acids)
Molecular function (GO): GTP binding; GTPase activity
Source: RefSeq, a predicted model, not a curated record
CGGUCAUGUGAUCGUCGCCAUGGUGCCAAAUGAAGCUACAUCGGUUACAUGUUUAACGUGGCUACAUUAUCGUUCUGCGAAAAACCGAAAUGAGCACCCGUGACAUUUGUCUGCUGCUCGGAGCGACUAGCGUCGGAAAAACGUUGUUGUUGAAACGUCUUCAAAAGCUCGGUUUGCAUGGAUUAGGUGAGCUCGGGGAACCUCCCUCCACUCUUCCCACAGUAGGAACCAACCUCACGGACCUUACACUAAAGAAGAAAAAGGUGACACUCAGAGAGCUAGGAGGCUGCAUGGGCCCUAUAUGGCCCAGUUACUUCAAAGAUUGCUCCUCAGUUAUUUUUAUUGUGGACUCAGCCAACACUACUCAGAUAUCUUCUUCUUGCAUCCAGCUGCUGUCGGUGCUCUCCGCUGAACCUUUGCACAGUGUUUCUGUGCUAAUUCUAUUCAACAAGAGGGACAUGCCAUGCAUUAUGAGCCUCGUUGAGAUAAAAUCACUCUUCAGAAUGGAUGACAUCAUUGCAUCCGCUACUCAGCCAAUCACGAUACUGGAAGUCAGUGCCAGCACCGGACAGGGACUUCAGGAGGUGCUGAGCUGGCUGGAGUCCAUCAUAGUCAAGUGAACUGUCAUAGCCUUGGGAUUCUACUCACAAAUGACCUUUGAUGACCGCUUCAAGCCGUUUUGGUAAGAUGUCAAUAUUCUCAAUGUGAAAAGACAAAGACACGUAAAAUUGGAUCCACUGAAAAUCAGUUGCCAUAUCUUUGGGACCAAAUAUAUUUUAGUGUCCUGGAACGAGUAAAUGGGGAAGUAGAUGCAUUGGUUGUACGAUGCAGUGUCUCCCCCACCAUUAUAAAUUAUUUACAAAUAGCAAACUGCUUGACUGACAGGGGAAGACUCGUGCUCCUGAUUGAUUACUUGAAGUGUUGCAGCAUAGAGGUACUGAGUCACUACCAGCAGAGGGUCUACA